Messenger RNA from Penicillium antarcticum, 549 nucleotides. Its product is annotated as mitochondrial pyruvate carrier family protein. The record is from RefSeq and is a predicted model, not a curated record. Gene Ontology annotation, biological process: pyruvate import into mitochondria. NCBI's taxonomy places the organism in Eukaryota, Fungi, Ascomycota, Eurotiomycetes, Eurotiales, Aspergillaceae. The transcript is spliced from 4 exons. Gene Ontology annotation, molecular function: pyruvate transmembrane transporter activity. Bases 1 to 549 code for a protein of 182 amino acids. Gene Ontology annotation, cellular component: mitochondrial inner membrane.
AUGUCUUCUCGCGUGGGCCUCCGCUUCCUCAACAACACUCGCUUUGCUUUUCGCAAUGCCUCCGGGCCAUUCCGCCGGCCGGGUGCCCAGGGUUUCCGCUUCUCGAGCUCCGAAGCCGGUGCCGCAGAGCAGCAGAGCACCUUCCAGCGCAUGUGGAACAGCCCUGUCGGUGUGAAGACUGUCCACUUCUGGGCUCCCGUUAUGAAGUGGUGCCUCGUCAUCGCCGGUAUCUCCGACUUCGCCCGUCCCGCUGAGAAGCUCUCCCUCACCCAGAAUGCCGCCCUCAUGGGUACCGGUGCCAUCUGGACUCGUUGGUGCAUGAUCAUCAAGCCCCGAAAUGUUCUGCUUGCCGCCGUCAACUUCUUCCUCGGAUGCGUUGGUGCCGUCCAGGUUACCCGGAUCUUCAUGUGGCAGCGCAGCCAAGACGGCUCUUCCGCUGCUGCCGCCAAGGAGCUCGAGCAGGAGGCUGUUGGCUCCGUCAAGGCUGUUGCUGAUCAGGCUGAGAGUGCCGUUCAGAAGGUUGCCGACAAGGUUGAGAAGUCCACCUAA